ACCAACCGACCGAGGGAGGGAGCGGAGGAAAGUCCGACGCAGACAUACGGGGUUAAUCUCUAGAAACAGAGCGGUAAACCGACUCAAAGUCUGACAAGAGAAGUUCUGUUUUUUUUGCUGAAGCCACCCUUCUCCUCGGCUUCACCUCUUUCGCUCGUAGAAACAAAUGUGGGAUAGUGAUUUGAGUUGACAAGCCCGCUCCACUACUGUAUCUCCUCUCUGCCCCCUCCUACCCCUCCUCCUCUCCCGCUCCACACAACCAGGAAAUCGUCGAGGUGUGCUUCUUUAUCCCGCUGGUGGCUACCCCGUUUGCGGGUGUAGAUGCGCUUUUUUUGUCGCCGAUUUUUCUCGUUUUUUUAUUUCACCGGUUUGACUUUUAAAGCCGGGCUUCAGCUCUGAAGUCAGCCAAACUUGCCUACGAGGAGAGGAUCUCCACUCUGGCAGAACAAUGAGUGAGUCCAGUAUUUGCCAGGCUCGGGCCACUGUGAUGAUCUAUGACGAUGGCAAUAAGAAGUGGCUUCCGGCGGGCGCUGGAGCCCAGACCUUCAGCAGAGUCCAGAUCUAUCACAACCCCUCCAACAAUGCCUUCAGGAUAGUGGGACGCAAGAUGCAGACAGACCAGCAGGUGGUUAUAAAUUGUCCAAUUGUGAGAGGUCUCAAGUAUAAUCAGGCCACACCCAAUUUCCACCAGUGGCGGGAUGCCCGGCAGGUGUGGGGGCUCAACUUUGGCAGCAAGGAGGAUGCUACUCUAUUUGCCAAUUGCAUGGCUCACGCUCUGGAGGUGCUCAACUCCAUGGCAGACGCAGGCUAUGCAACCCUCCCACGCCCGGUGUCAAAUGGUCCGUCUCCAGAAGAGCUUGAACAACAGCGGAGGUUGGAGCAGCAGAGGUCGGAACAGCAGGAACGGGAACGACAGGAGAGAGAAAGACAAGAGCGGGAGCGGCAGGAAAGAGAGAGACAGGACAGAGAAAGACAAGCGGCUGCAGUCCCUAUUCCUCCAGCUCCACCGUUGGCCCCUGGAGGCCCUGCUCCACCACCGGCCCCUCCUCCACCCCCUGGGCUGCCUCCAGCCGCUGGCAUCCCUCCGCCACCAGGACCACCCCCCUCCGGACCUCCGCCAGCCCCGCCCCUGCCAGCUGCAGGAGGAGGAGGUGGCCUUGGUGGUGGGGGAAUUGGAGGUGGUGGGGGAUUGGCAGCUGCCCUAGCAGGAGCUAAACUCCGCAAAACAUCUAAGCAGGAGGACACAGGCUCUGCAGCUCCAAUAGGCAGAGGUGACCCCAGCCGCAGCAGCAACUCCUCUAUUGGAGGAGGAGGAGGAGGGGGAGGUGGAGGCGGUCUGAUGGGUGAGAUGAGUGCCAUCUUGGCACGAAGGAGGAAAGCUGCAGACACUGGAGAGAAGCCACCUGUGAAGCCACAAGAUAAUGAUGAUUCAGAGCCUCAAGGUCAAAGCGACACCCUGAGAAGACCUUGGGAAAAAUCGUCUAUGACCAGGAAUAACUCCAUCGCCAAGAACAUGGACUCCACUCCCUCAUUGUCCCAAGGUUCCAGGGUGAAGCCAGCGAGCAACAGUAAUGAUGCAGGUGGAAUGGAUGACUCAGAUUUAGAGAAAAUGAAACAGGAGAUCCUCGAGGAGGUGCGGAAAGAACUACAAAAAGUCAAGGAGGAAAUUAUUGGAGCCUUUAUUCAGGAGCUGCAAAAGAGAAGCACAUAGUUCUGCUGAGUGUCAGGUGUAAUGGAGGGAUGUGAUAGAUGGAGGUGGCUGAGGCCCGUUGGGACUGCUCCUCCACUGCACCCUCCCAUGUAGCCCAGGGAUUUCUCUUUUUCACCUACACAUUUUCUCUUUAUCUCUCUCUUUCUCUUACACAAACACACAUGAGCAUACUUGCUUAUGUGUACAACAUGCAUAUUCACUUCAUGUAAAUGGUAACCCAGGGAACCUCCUCACGUCGCCAUCUGGCACUUUUGAUGAUCACUCACUAAUAUUGCAGCGGUGAUCCCAUCUAUCCCAUCUCUCCCCUGUUCAUUCAUCCCGUCCCCUCGUGUCCUCUAUGUGCUCUAUUCAUCGGAACAAAUUCAGAGCACAUAGCUACAGCCACAGUUGCUCUUCCAGUUCGUCAUUGUGUAGACUCAUCAUAACCCUCUUUUCUGCAGAAAUCCUGCUACUUGUGUCUUCUCCCUUCUGCUAUCAGACACACCAUUUACUGAUAGAGCAGUCUUCAGUAUUCAGGGACAACUUAUCAAAUUUUUUACUGUAAUAGCAAGAUGCUGGCAUGCUGGGAUCCUUGUUUCUCUUGUUCUCAGUUGACAAAUUAUUGUUCAACCUCAAACACUGCUACAGAUGGUUCAGCUCAGACAUCCUCUAGCAGUUUAUUGCCUCUGAUGGUAGUUAGAGGGUGGAGUAAACAACAAUAAUCGAGGAUGGAUCAGAAGCCCCACCUCCCUGACUACUGCAGUGUCUCUCCAUCAAGUGGACUUUGAGCUCCCGGCAAUGGCUAAGAACCAAAACAGCACAACACAAGCCUUCACUGCUGCAAGAUAGAGAAGUUAGAGGAAGAGGAGACAAGCAGAGGGAAUCUGAUGGACAACCUGAGUGCUGUGAAAGAGGAGUGCGUUGUAGUUUUAUGAUGUGUGAGAAAUUUAUUCUCUGCAUUGCACUUGUUCCAGAGGAAGUGUGUCUGCGUGCCACACUGCCUUGACAGACUAUUCCCUCUAACUCAAAAUGAGAUAUUAUUUGUUGGCCAGUGCAGUGGUCCCACACUGUGCUUCAGCUAGUCAUUUUCUUCCAUUCUAGCUAUGUUUUCUAACUUUGAAACAUGAAAAUUGGCCGUGAUGAGGUCAAUUAAUUUGGCCAUGACCAACUGCCUUGAGGAUAAAUAUAUAGAUACAUAGAUAUAUAUAUAUAUAUAUACACAUAUAUAUAUAUAAGGAAAAAAAUAUAUUUGUUUUGAGGGAAAAUGUUAGCAAAAAUGAAAAGGUGUUUCUAUUUUAAUUGAAGUGACUGGUGAAUGGGGAUUUUGUUUUCCUUUUUUUUUUUUUUUUUUUCAAUGAUUGUUUUCUUAUGAAAUGUUAUUUUGGGUUUACUGUUUCUUUUUUCUAUUAGAAUCUAGGCUUUUUACACUGAAAUAUUAAGAAAACAGCUUAGAGACACUGGAUUAGAAAUGCCUUUAUAGUCGAAUACAGCUGCUUCUUGAAAUGCAUCACUUUGUCUUGAGUCAUCUUUUGUGUCCUGUUGUAAGAUUUCUCUGAAUUCUGAAUUUUGAAUUAAAUUGGAUUAACUGUGGGGUGUAUCAUGCAAACUUA
This is a messenger RNA of Seriola dumerili (greater amberjack), 3300 nucleotides long. It is a transcript of the gene vaspb, whose product is annotated as vasodilator-stimulated phosphoprotein-like. The record is from RefSeq and is a predicted model, not a curated record. Bases 449 to 1711 code for a protein of 420 amino acids. Gene Ontology annotation, biological process: neural tube closure; axon guidance; positive regulation of actin filament polymerization. Gene Ontology annotation, molecular function: profilin binding; SH3 domain binding. The transcript is spliced from 14 exons. Lineage: Eukaryota; Metazoa; Chordata; Actinopteri; Carangiformes; Carangidae.